Molecule: messenger RNA, 6591 nt
Organism: Pseudopipra pipra
Lineage: Eukaryota; Metazoa; Chordata; Aves; Passeriformes; Pipridae
Product: sodium- and chloride-dependent GABA transporter 1-like
Exons: 14
Coding region: 131-1933 (600 amino acids)
Biological process (GO): sodium ion transmembrane transport; neurotransmitter transport
Cellular component (GO): plasma membrane
Molecular function (GO): gamma-aminobutyric acid:sodium:chloride symporter activity
Source: RefSeq, a predicted model, not a curated record
AUUCUUUCUCUCCUUUCUCAUCAGGAGCUUUGCCCAGUGCUUCCCAUUUCAUCCGUGCUCGCCCAAGGCAGAAGCUGCCCUUACUGCUCCUCCGGCCCCUCAGCAAGAGUGGCCACACACCUGAGUCACCAUGGGCAAGAUGGACAACCCCUCUGUGGAGCUGAACUCUCCCUCCGAGGUGAAGCAGGCAGCCCUGGAGGAGCCAGAGCCCGUCACCCCUGAGGUUGUGAGCACCAAGAAGAAGAAGAAGGAGCUCCCAGACAGAGGUUCCUGGAAGGGGAAAUUUGACUUCUUGCUGUCCUGUGUGGGCUACGCUAUCGGUCUGGGCAACGUCUGGCGCUUCCCUUAUCUCUGUGGCAAGAAUGGAGGAGGGGCCUUCCUCAUCCCCUAUUUCCUGACGCUGGUGUUUGCUGGGAUUCCUCUCUUCCUUCUGGAGACUGCUCUGGGCCAGUAUACCUCUGUUGGUGGACUGGGAGUCUGGAGGUUGGCACCCAUGUUUAAAGGAGUGGGACUGGCAGCUAUGGUUCUCUCCUUCUGGCUGAACAUCUACUACAUUGUCAUCAUUGCCUGGGCUCUCUACUAUCUCUUCAACUCUUUCACUGCAGACCUGCCAUGGCAGAACUGUGGGAAUGCCUGGAACACCGACCGCUGCUUCUCCAACUACUCCCUGAAUGACACCACCAACCUCACCAGCGCCGUCACUGAGUUCUGGGAGAGGAACAUGCACCAGAUGUCGGGGGGCCUGGGGGAGCCCGGCUCUGUCCGCUGGCCCCUGGCCGGCACACUGGCCCUGGCCUGGCUGCUGGUCUACUUCUCCAUCUGGAAGGGUGUGGAGUGGACAGGCAAGGUUGUGUAUUUCUCGGCCACCUAUCCCUACUUCAUGCUUUUCAUCCUCUUAUUCCGUGGAGUCACUCUGCCGGGAGCCAAGGAGGGGAUCCUCUUCUACCUCACGCCUGACUUUAGAAAGCUCUCCGACUCCGAGGUCUGGAUGGAUGCAGCCACACAGAUCUUCUUCUCUUAUGGCCUGGGGCUGGGGUCCCUGAUUGCUCUGGGGAGCUACAACACUUUCCACAACAAUGUCUACAGAGACUCCAUUAUUGUCUGUUGUAUAAACUCCACUACAAGUGUAUUUGCUGGAUUUGUUAUUUUCUCCAUCAUUGGCUUCAUGUCACACAUCACGAAGAAGUCAGUCUCAGAGCUGGCCUCCUCAGGCCCCGGACUGGCUUUUCUCGCCUACCCACAGGUUGUCACACAGCUGCCCCUGUCACCUCUCUGGUCAGUCCUCUUCUUCUCCAUGCUGAUGAUGUUGGGUCUGGAUAGUCAGUUCUGCACGGUGGAAGGGUUCAUUACAGCCCUGAUGGAUGAGUAUCCUCAUCUCCUAAGAGCCAGGAAGAAGAUCUUCAUCGCAGUGGUCUGUUUCAUCUCUUAUCUCAUUGGAUUCUCCAACAUCACCCAGGGUGGCAUUUAUGUUUUCAAGCUGUUUGAUUACUACUCAGCCAGUGGCAUGUGUCUUCUCUUUCUUGUCUUCUUUGAGACCAUCUCAAUUUCUUGGUGUUAUGGUGUGAACAGGUUUUACAGGAACAUCGAAGAAAUGAUUGGCUACAAGCCUUGCAUCUGGUGGAAGAUCUGCUGGGCCUUCUUCACACCUCUUGUCUGCCUGGGUGUGUUCUUCUUCAGUGUGGUGGAAAUGACCCCUCUGACAUUGGGAAAAUAUGUCUAUCCUGCGUGGGGACAAGGCCUUGGUUGGCUUAUGGCUCUGUCCUCCAUGGUACUGAUUCCAGGAUACAUGCUGUACUCUUUCUUCACCUCAAAGGGGACUCUCCGGCAGCGUUUGCAGCAGAUGACACAGCCCAAAGCAGAGGUGCAUGUGCAGAACAACGGCCUCCAGCCAAAGACAUCCUUGAAUGGGAGGAUCUCAGAUGCCACCGUCUAGGAGGAAAGCCUGAACAUCCUCGCCCUGUCCCAUAGCUGCUCGCUCCACAUUGUCCCUCGAGCUCCUCCGGCACAGCUUCAUAUCCCUGGCUCCAUGAUGGCUUUCACUUGUUGAAGAGGGGACCAGGAGGAGGAACCUGCUUGUGUCCCUCCUGGCCUGGCUUACCAAGGUGUUGAACAAGCGGGUCACUGCACACCGGGGCGUUGUGCAGUGACCGUCUUCAUCCUGCAGCAUCCUGGUCCAGGCUCUCAGGGAGGAGCAGCCGGUGCCCACGCCUUCCUCCUCCCGAGCAGAGGUGAUGUCUCUAGAGAGCUUAGACUGACUGUUGUCCACUUCUUUGCUUUUCUUGCCUUUCCAUGUGCAACUCUGCAGAGCAUCCCCCAGCACACAGCUGUGCUUUCACCCCACAGAUCUUGCUGACACUGGGUUCAAAUCGCAGGUGGCUGUUGAUUUAUGGAGCAUAAACCAACACUAACAAACAACUGGAGGGGAUGUGCAGAACAAAGGAUACUAGUGCAGAACAAGGGAUUCUAGUGAGGAGUCCAGCAUGCUGGUAGCUGUAGGACACCACCUCAAAACUGGAGAAGGGCUUAAGGACAAUGUGUGCUGCUCACAGGUGCCAGGUUUCAGCCCUGCACAGUCUCCAGCUGUGUUCCCUGCAUCCAUUGGGGCUGGCCCUGUGAGUCAAAGCCCUGCAGAGCAGGCAGCCUUUCUCUUCUGGAGCAUUCUGCCCUCUGCAGAUCUGUGUAGUAGCUAGUCCCUGACCCUAAAAUGCAGUUAAAAGGGUAAGUGAAGGGCUCUUUGCUAGAGGCUGUCCGAAUCUCCUACAUGAUCACUCUCUGCUACAAACAGCUUUGUGCAGAGGCAAGAGGUCCACCAUGUGAUUGAGAGAUUUUCCAGCACUCCCCCCAGCCAAUCUCCCACCAGCUGGAAAAAGGUAGUUCUUGCCAAACACCUGCCCUGUCUGCAUCCCUGGGUGGGAAAUAAUAAGAUGUAGCAUAGUGCCCAUGGAUGGUUUAGUUUACACCUUUUCUGUGAAGUGGCAACACCUAAAUCCCAGGAGCUCCUGAGGCAAUUGGUAGGAUGUAGCCCCCAUGCUUAAACCCACCCCUGUGAACCAGUGCUGAUGUCCCAUGGGAAGUAUCUGUACAGCCUGCUGCUGGCAUUGGCACAUCCCAACUCCCAACACACACCACAGGAGACAGUGAGCUGGUGUAGAUGAUGCUGGAGGAGGGUAACACCACAGAGAAGGCUGGGAAGUAUUUCAGAGCAGUCCUAAAGCAGCAACAUAUUUUUUGGUUAUAAAGCCUUGUGAAAGGAGGUGUCUCAUCAUAGCACCAUGUGUAGAUGUGACAGUGAUGUUCCCAUUUGUGCCAGCUGCCCAAUGACCCCAUGCAGGGAUACCUGUGUUCUCAGAGCAUUUGAAGAGCACCCACCACACGUGCACACAUGGUGUGACAGUGCAGAUUAGUCUCUCCCCACACAUAACACAGCACUGGCACUGCUCACACUCCCAGGUUCAGCUCAGAAUCAACAAACUCAGAAAUGAGCAUCCAAGAAAAGCUGUAUCCCACCCACACUUCCUACUGAAGAGUCUGGUCUCAUAAGUGACACGGUGCAGUCCCCUCGAGGUCCCACCUCAGGUGCCAGCUGAGUGAUGAGCCUUUGCACAGUUGUCCUGCACUCCGACAGCAGCUGCAAAAUGCUGCAGGUUGGCCCUGUGCUGCCUGUCCCUGGGACCUGCCAGUGCACGGGGCCAACCUGCUCUUCUGCCAGUCUUCCAGCCUCUGCCAGCCUGAGGAUCAGUAACAGAAAGAGGAAAGUUUUCUAGUUAAAGCUGAAGUCAGUCACCUUUGGGGGUGGGUCCCCUGCCAACUUGCCAAUGCAUCUCAAUUAAUGUUGUUUCAGAUAUGUAACCCAUUUUUGUUUGUACACGUGGCUCUUAGUGGCUGUGGCUGCCAGGCCUUGAGUGUGUGUUCUGUGGUCUCCAACACCCCGAGCUGGGAUCACGCCCUGUUCCAUGUGUAAUCAGUCGGGUGUUUGCGUCAAAAAAAUCACAGCUGUUAAACAGACAUGAGGAAACACCGAAUUUGCAGGCUUGAUCUCGUAAAGCCGAAAGCCAAACACUGAGAGCUGCAAUCAUAGCUCAUCACAAUUAAUCUCAGCCCGUCACAGACAUGUCAUCUUUCCUUGUCCCUUAUUUGUCUGCACUAGUACAGCUGAAAAUUUCUAUUCCAAUUUCACCUAUUUUUAUGAACCGGGGCAGUAAAGGAAACCACUCUUUAUAAGAAGAGGGACAUCUGUGUUGAAAAUAAAUGUUAAACCUCUGAUCUUUGUAGUAACGACCUUUACUAGACACCUACUUUUGUCUGUACAUCGCAUAACCUCCCUCCCCUCAAAUGCAGACUGAGGGUUGCACAGGCAGGUGAUGGACAGAGGAGUCAGUUCUUGAGAGAGGCCUUGAAAUCGUGGAAGACCUUGUUUUAUUCCAACUUCAUUGGGACAGCUCAGGUCUGAGGCAGAACAAAAUCAGUGUCAGGGGUAAUUUUUUAAACGCUUGGCCAAAGAGCUUAAUUGCUGUUCAAAGGUUGUUCAGAGCUGUUCAAAGGUUGUUCCUCUGAGGGAGUGGAGAAGGAAGGGUCAAGAAAACAAACUCCUUUUCCUGGUUGUUGAGAAAAUCUCUAACCCCCCAGUUCCUGUUUGCUAGGAUUUUAGCCCCAGCAUCUCUCUGACUUGUGGUCUUGCCUGUGGCACAUCAUUCCAGGUGUAGCAGCAGGGGCUGCCCUAUGCAUGGACUGCUCAUAAUAAUAUUUGUUGAGAUUUAACCAUUUGUUUAGUUUUCUGCCUGGGACCUUCUCCUUUGCUCUCCCUCCUGCACUUCUCUGUUUUGUUUUCUUUUCUCACUUCUUCCCCACUAUCAUACAUCCAGUGGAAAUAAUCUACCUCACCUUGCUUCUUCCUGCUUUUUCAGUUCCACUACUGUAAAAUUACAGCUCUCCCUCCUUUCACUUCUCCUUUCUGUUCUUUCCUCAUUUCUAUCUCUUUCUAUUAACACCAGCCUCUCUUUCCUGUUUCUCUCAUGUGCUCUCCCUCCAUCCUUAUUACUCAUUCCUGUGUGCUGUGGCUCAGCUGGUCACCGUGUGCAUACUCAACCCUUCUGCUCAUUGAAAACUGGAGUUCAGGACCCUAUGGAGGAACUCACCUUUUUGCAGCAUCCAGUCCCUAAGAAGCAAUUUCUACCCCAAUAUCAAAAUUGUAACGAAGUUCCAGCUACCUUUUCCUCCUCUUUUCACCAGAAAGUGGUGCCAAGCAAUGCUAUCUCUCAGUAUUACUAGAAAGAUAUUUUGACCCACAUUCCACCAGUCCACAGAGCUGUGCCUGUUCUUAAAGAUUUUGUGGCCUUUCCUGUUUUUGCACAAUUUUAUUUCCACCAUGAAUCCUUGGAUCUGUGAAGUCUAGCAUGUGUAACUUUGCAGGUAGGAAUCUGUCCUUAGUCAAGCUCUAUCUGGUUGACUGAUCCCCUUCUCCAGCAUUUCAAACUCAUCCUUAGCGCUAGCAGAGCCUUCCCACCUUCCUCACACACAGGUUUCCCAUCUAGUGAGAGGUCAGGGAUGGUGAUGGCUUCCCUUUAACUCUGAAAUGCCACUUCUGAAAUGCCACUAUGGCCAGGUCCAGCAAAGCAGCCAUAUCUGCACGUUGUCUUUUUGACAUCAGGCUUUGGAUACUGAUUGCUCCAUGCCAGUGACUCCUCUGUAAGAACUGCUUUUGUGCUGUUCCCAUGGCGUGUCACUUCUGCUGACCACCCCUCUGCUCCUCAUUCCUUUUGACUCACCCAGAAGAGAGGAUGCAUACAUAGCCAGGAGGUGGGAUGCUCCCCUCUCCCCUCUGCUGUGGUUCAAAUGGGGACUUUGCUCCCCUGUGCUUAUGUACAGAACUCCUGCCUUUUGUCUGCCCCCUCACCUCCCCAGCACCUGCCAGCCUCUCCCUCCCACCACGGGUAGCUGCUUGAAAUAAUCCUCUGUGAAACCUCUUAAUUCUAAAGAGCUAUUUAGGGAGCUGUGCUCAAAUCCCUCUGAAAUCCUCUUUUUCCUGAGGGCUGCAAAAUACAAAAUAAAUACCACUGCCCCUCUGCUGCAGUGGGGGCUGAGGUGGGCCAUGGGGACAGCAGGAUUGUUUCAUUGCUGCUCAGGUGCUGCUUCCCCUGGAGUUCCAGGUGUGAUCCUCUCCCCUGGGAGAGGGGAGCUCUUCCUGCUGCCAUUCUCCCAGAUGUGCUCCAAGAGCUGGCAGCUGGCAGCUGGUUGUAAAACGCGUGUGCAAUGUCUGUGACAUGAUCCUGGUGCCGUGUAAGGCUGCACUGUAAGGCUUUGGCCAGUUGACCACCAUGUAGACUGUAGUCUUUCCACAGCUCUGUUAAAUGAUGUGUUGGGCACAGCUGUGCUGAGCAUCAGAGAGUGCUCUUAAAGCAGGUGUCAUUCUGGAUGAGCAACUUGUCCUUAUCUCUUGUCUGUCCCGAGGGGAGUCUCUCGGGAUUGGAGGAUCCUGGUUGCAUUUGGUGAUGGCCAAAUGGGGAGGGGGUCUGCACCACCAAGAGGCAUGUCCACUGUGGUUUUGCUUGUACUGAGGGCUACCAGCUUGUACCAAGCACUGCCUGCUUUUCU